Molecule: messenger RNA, 2644 nt
Organism: Theobroma umbraticum
Lineage: Eukaryota; Viridiplantae; Streptophyta; Magnoliopsida; Malvales; Malvaceae
Source: RefSeq, a predicted model, not a curated record
AAAAAAAUGUAAACAUAUUUCCUUUCCUUUGUCCUCCUUCCCCACGUUUCCACUUCCCUUACAUUCUCUUUUCCGGCCUCCAACUAAGAAGAUUUUUGACAGUUCAUUCAAGCCUGAGAAUUUUCAUUGAAAAAUUCUCAACAAAUAAAGAAAGACCCAAAAAAAAAAAAAAGAAAAACCUUCUCUCAAUGAACCCAUACGAUGAGAAGAGGCUAAGAGAUGAAGUAAUCUAUUUGCACUCUCUCUGGCACCAAGGUCCCCCGCAAAACCCUAACCCAAUCCCCCAGAAAAGACCCAGACCCUUAAGACGGAAUCCCACCAACAAAAGCAAAAGGCUUGCCACUUCAGGAUCCUACCCACCACCCAAACCAGACAAUGGACCCGACUGGUCCACCCUCGUCAAGCCUCCACCACCUUCAUCUCCAGGAUGGCCAGAACCCAAGUGCAAACCGGACCACCCGACCAAACCCGUUUCAGUUGAAGACCAAGCGAGGUUUUCCUCCUUGAAAAUGCAAAGCAAGGUUCUUGAAAGUUGCAAAGAAUUUUUCAACAAAAGGGUUGUUGACGAUGAAGAAAGUCAAGACGAAGAAGAAGAAGAAGAAGAAGAAGAAGACGGUGAGGAGGACAAGUUUUUUAUGGGAAUUUUUGUGAAUAACAGUGACUUGAGGGGUUACUAUGAGGAGAAUCAUGAGAAAGGUGAGUUUUUUUGUCUGGUUUGUGGUGGCAUUGGUGAAAAUGUUGGUAAGAAAUUCAAAGGAUGUGUUGGACUUGUACAACAUUGUAUGUCUAUAUUGAAAACCAAGAGAAAGAGAGGGCACAGAGCUUUUGGAUUGGUCGUUUGUAAGGUUCUUGGUUGGGAUAUAGAUAGGUUGCCUGUGAUAUUGUUGAAGGGUGAGCCUUUGAGUCGUAGUUUGGCGGAUUUGACCCAGGAUAAGGGGGAUGAUUUGAAUUUUAUUUUGGGUACUCAGUCUGUGAAUGCUGAUGGUAGUGAAUCAGUUGAAAAUGAGGUUUCUGGUAUUGAUCAGAGUAAUUGUGAAUUGAUGAGAUUAGGCUUAUCACAGAUCCCAAGUGCUGAAUGGCCCUGCAUAGAACCUAUUGAUGAGUCCACUUCAACAAUUAUGGGAUGGCCCAGCUUUGAGCCUUGUACUGCUCCUGUCACUCUUGUGGUUCCUGCUGAAGAGCAGACUAGAUUCAACAUAGUGCAGUUGCAGCGUAAUGUCUUUGAAGGUUGUAAACAUUUCUUGUCUACAACUGAUGAAUCUGACUCUGAUGAAAAUGAUAGUGAAGUUGAUGAUGAAGAUGAAGAUGAUUUAAUGGAUGAAGAUGGGUCUAUAGAAUGUAAGGAGUUCAAUUUCUUUCUGAGGCUUUUCACAGAGAACAAUGAACUACGAAGUUAUUAUGAGACCAACUGUAGAGGUGGGGAUUUCUGUUGUUUGGUCUGUUGUGGGAUUGGGAAGAAAGUUUGGAGGACUUUUAAAGACUGUGUGGGGCUUCUUCAGCAUUCUACUGCAAUAUCAAAGACGAAAAAGAAGCGAGCUCAUAGAGCUUUUGGGCUGGUUAUUUGUAAGGUUCUUGGUUGGGAUAUUGACCGUCUUCCAUCAAUUGUGUUAAAGAGUGAGCCUCUGAGUCAUUCAUUAGAGGACUUGUCACAGCGUCAGCUUGAUGGAAAAGUUAGUUGUGACAAGGAUGAGCUGGAUGGUCCUACAGACAAAACAGAUUCUGGAUCGGCUUUAGAAGAGGAUAUCAAUGCACAUCAAAAUAAUAGCGCUUUGAUAAGUAGUGAGAGUACUUUGAAUGAAGAACCCAAUAAAGACAAUAAUCUGGAAAACAUUGCUUUGAGUAUCGGAGCAAAUUAAAUAAAGCAGUAAAUUCCCUGGUGAGAUAGUUGGUCUUUUUUUUUUACUAUUAUCAUUAUGCUUUACACCUUUUAAAAUGGUUAAGCUCUACAAGACAUCGUUUUUAUAACUGAGUUUCUCAAUUAUAUAAUUCUCUUCUUUUUAAAGCUGGCAGUUGUCUUGUUCUUUGUUGAUAAGUAUAAGUUGUCAGCAGAAUUCGAUUACGGAAAACAAUUUUUAGACAAUAUUGAGGUGGAGAAUUCAAGUAUUGAGGAGCAGCAUGAGGAUUGCUCACAAGUUGAAGUAGAAAUAUUUUUAUCAAGAAACUGUGUAGACAACUGAAAGUUAACAUUGCAUAAUCGCCAUUUGGAUUCUGUUGGCUCAGGAAUCUUGCUGAAGGUUCAAAUGCAGUUUUGGCAGUUUGGUUUUUUUCCAGACUGGUAAGUAGGUAGACAGCUUAAUCAGCUUCAUUCAAGACAUUACAGGGUAUUAGAUUAUUUAGAAGGAACCAACAGUUGAUUCAAUGAUGUAAUUACUGGUUUAUAACCUAUACUUGUUGUAUAGCUACCAUUGCAUCCUCUUCUUCCUGCAACCUGAACCAAUUCAUACUUGCUUUACCUUCCUUUGGUUUAAUCAUUCCUGUAUUGCUUCAUGAAGUGUUUAACCAUUUCUAACAUCUGGAUUCUGUAUAAGUUCACGCUUUCCUCUGGCUAAGUCAUUUCCAGCUGGGUCGUGCCGUUAAAUACAAAAGAUAACUGUUCUGAGUGUCGUUAUCGACAUCUCGAGACUCCUUAAUGUUACUCUCGAGG